Molecule: messenger RNA, 765 nt
Organism: Peronospora belbahrii
Lineage: Eukaryota; Oomycota; Peronosporomycetes; Peronosporales; Peronosporaceae
Source: the annotation of a GenBank genome assembly
AUGCAUUGUCCUUAUUGUCUUGUGAGAUUUUAUACGAUGAAGCUUAACAUUGCCAACCCUUUGACGGGUGCUCAGAAAGUGCUUGAAGUUGAUGAUGAGCACAAGCUCCGUGCGUUCUACGACAAGCGUAUCUCACAGGAAGUUGACGGCGCUGUCCUUGGUGACGAGUUCAAGGGUUUUAUCUUUCGCGUAUCUGGUGGUAACGACAAGCAGGGUUUUCCAAUGAAGCAGGGUGUUCUGUCCAAUGGCCGUGCUCGUCUUUUGCUCUCCAAGGGCAAGACAUGCUACCGUCCUCGUCGCAAGGGUGAACGUAAGCGCAAGUCAGUGCGCGGCUGCAUUGUUGGCCCAGAUCUUUCGGUGCUUAACUUGGUGGUUGUGAAGUCCGGUGACGCUGAUGUCCCUGGUCUCACUGACGUGCAGAUCCCGCGUCGUCUUGGCCCCAAGCGUGCCUCAAACAUCCGCAAGCUGUUUAACUUGACCAAGGAAGAUGAUGUGCGCAAGUACGUAAUUCGUCGCAAGUUUGAAUCGAAGACGGGCAAGAAGAAUGACAAGGCACCUAAGAUCCAGCGUCUUGUUACCCCGCGUACGCUUCACCACAAGCGUCAGAUUGCCCUGAAGAAGGUGAAUCAGCGCGAGAAGGUGCAACACGAGGCCGCCGAGUACAACCGUCUCCACGCUCAGCGCGUUAAGGAGCAGAAGAACCGUCGUGCCAGUGAGAUUGCUAAGCGUCGUAGCAGCCGCAAGGGUUCGUCGAUUAAGGCGUAA